Messenger RNA from Acanthopagrus latus (yellowfin seabream), 3823 nucleotides. It is a transcript of the gene cant1b, whose product is annotated as calcium activated nucleotidase 1b. Gene Ontology annotation, molecular function: UDP phosphatase activity; GDP phosphatase activity; calcium ion binding. The transcript is spliced from 5 exons. Lineage: Eukaryota; Metazoa; Chordata; Actinopteri; Spariformes; Sparidae. The coding region runs from base 255 to 1508 and encodes 417 amino acids. The record is from RefSeq and is a predicted model, not a curated record. Gene Ontology annotation, biological process: proteoglycan biosynthetic process.
UCUACACUGUUAUUAUGUACUUUGUAAAACAUGACUGAAGUUACGUGAUGUGAGUGGGGGGAGUUGAGCGUCCACGAGGAUCAUUCCUGUUGGUUCACAGCCUGCAGGCAGGAGGAGCUAGCCGCCGACAAACUGCUAAACAAACAGACCAUCAGAUAUGGCCAGCCAGGCGGACAUGAAGACCAUCUGCACCAGGCUGUAGCGGUCAACACCCCAAGUCCAGGCCUGACAGUGAGGAUGAAAACGAUACCCCAAUGACCUCCUUUGGUGUUGCUGUCCGAGGCCUCCCCCUGGCCUUUGCGUCCAUGACACAAGCCACCACCUCAGACUCUCGAUUUCACCCUAAAUGGCGGGCGAUCACUGUGGCGACCCUCCUGGCUUUAGUGCUCAUGCUAUACCUGCACCGGACUGUAGGAGACAGAGGCUCUGCUGCCAAAGGUUACUACCGAAACGGGGCUCACAGUUUACACAUGCACAGUGAGGAUCAGGAUGCCAUCUUCAGGGACACUAGCAGACAAUCGGCAGGAACCCUCUCCCGCCACCAGAAAAGGGAAAAACCUUACAAUGACACAUAUCCAUUAAGUCCGCCAGAGAGGACAAAGCAGGGAAUCCGCUACCGUAUUGGUGUGAUUGCAGACUUGGACACGGCGUCGCGCAGUUCAAAGGAUCAGACGUGGUUCAGCUACAUGAAAAGAGGCUACUUGACUGUUUCAAAUAGUGGAGACAGACUGGAGGUGGAGUGGGAUGCUGAGAAGGUCACCCUGGAGAGUCAUCUAGCUGAAAAGGGACGAGGUAUGGAGCUGUCCGAGCUGGUGGUGUUCAACGGUCACUUGUACAGUGUGGAUGACCGGACUGGUGUGGUGUACAGGAUCGAGGGCACGCAGGCUGUUCCCUGGGUUAUAUUACCUGAUGGUGACGGCUCUGUCUCCAAAGGAUUCAAGGCAGAGUGGCUGGCAGUGAGAGAUGAGCACCUGUACGUUGGUGGCCUGGGGAAGGAGUGGACCACGACCUCUGGUGAAAUCGUCAACAACAACCCAGAGUGGGUGAAAGUUGUUGGUUACCAUGGUGAUGUGGAGCAUGAGAACUGGGUGCCGCACUACAAUGCCCUGCGGAGCGCUACAGGGAUCCAACCACCAGGCUACCUUAUCCAUGAAUCAGCAGCGUGGAGCGAGCGUCUCCAGAACUGGUUCUUCCUCCCUCGCCGUGCCAGUCACGAGCACUAUGACGAGACUGCAGACGAGCGGCGUGCCACCAACCUCCUCCUGUCCUGCCCUGCAGAUUUCAGCUACAUAUCAGUGCGGCAUGUUGGGCCGCUCAACCCUACCCACGGCUUCUCCUCGUUUAAAUUUGUUCCAGACACGGACGAUCAGAUCAUUCUGGCUCUGAAAUCCGAGGAAGAUGCCGGCAGGAUCGCCACCUACAUCAUUGCUUUCACACUAGACGGCCAGGUGCUGAUGCCUGAGACAAAGAUAGGGAAUGUGAAGUAUGAAGGGCUGGAGUUUAUCUGACGAGUACAGGGCGGAGGGUGCACACAUGCCUGAAGACAAAAUCCGCAGGGGUUCUCCUCCUCCUCCUCCUUGGUUUAGAAGAUUAAAGGAGCAGUUCACUACUACUCACCCCUAUAUUAAUGGAAAGUCAGGUUAAGUUUUGUAGUCUAAACAUUUGUGGAGCUUCACAGCAAAACAACAUUGCAGUAUUCUCCUAAACAACUUUCAACUAGAAGCUUGGAGAUUGAAAAAAAUUUGUUUGAAAAAUGUGUUUUUCGCACUGAUAUUUUUAUUGAUAGUACAGCUCAAGAUAUGACAGGAAACAAGAUGAGAAAUAGGGGGAGUGACUUGCAGCAAAGGGCAUCAGGCUGGGACUCAAACCCAGGGCUGCCACAGCGAGGACAAAGCCUCUGUACAUGAGGUGCCCACUUUACCAACUGAGCUGAGCAGCGCCCCACACUGAUUUUUUUUAAACCGAAUUUUUAACUAUAGCUGCUAAGGUAAAAGUUUAGUUAGUGUGCAGCCUGUCAGAAGUGUGUCCAAAAGCUCAACCUAGUGAUGAGGAUGUAAAUAGCUUUUCACAACAAUUUUGAAUCUCUGGCCUUAGAUAUGGACUAUGCUUGACUGUAUGGAGCCAUUUUAUUUUGUCCUCAUUUACUUCAGUUUUGCUGUGAUGCACCAGAAAUGCUUCCCAGACCACAAAACCUUGUCCAACUUCUCAUCUGUACGGGGGCAAGUAGGAAAUGACAAAAUGUAAGUUUUUGGGCAGACUGUUAUUUUAAGAAGUUGACUUGAAACACUGUGCUGAGUGCUAAGAGCUACAUUCCGCUUUCAGCCCUGAUGUGCAAUAAUAUUGACCCAAAGUUAUGUAUUUCAGAACUAUCCAGAUGAUAGUUGAAGAGAAGGUAAAAGGGUAGGAGAAUGCCGCAGCACAACCACCAAGGGAGGAUGAUUACCAACGAUUGACCAGCUCAGCUUGUGUGUGACUGUCUCAGGCAGUUAGCCUGUGACCAGCUUUACACACCAGUCACACAGAAGUUGUCACUUUUUAGUCAAACCCCUAUACAAAGAUUUUUUUUAGAUUUUAGGCUAUAUUGACACCAAAUGAAGCAUUGCAGCUAGAAAUUGAUCUGCCAGGGACCAGAAUCAGCGUUUUUUGGGGGGACUCCCACCUCAGACCGAUAGAAACACACUAAGUAUUUGGUGUUAUUGACCCAGAGUAUGUGCACUGUUGCAAUUUCAGGUCAGUGUAAGAAUCUUUUUUGCAUUUUGCUGUCAUUUACAAUCGCGCUUUCUAAUGCCUUUCUCAUCUCCUCUGCUGCCUGUGUGUUUCACUGUCGCAGCAGAGUCCAGAGAGACACAGAAGGGCAGAGACAGGGACGUAACUCAAAUUGAUGGCAGGAUGUGUUGGGAUCUGUUCUACCCGUUUUUGUUUAUUACUGGUAAUCUGGCAUUCAAUCCUUUAGGAUAAGGAUCUGUAGUCGAAACCAUAGCAGCAAUAUUUUUUUUUUUACCAGUAUACACUAUGUAAAUGCUAUAUAAGAGGAAGCUUAAAUUCAUUUAGGCCUGCUGUGAGGCCAUCUUACAGUUUUUGUAAUUAGUUUUUUAAAAGUGUUUUAUUAUGAAAAUACAAUUGAAUGUUCCUUUGAAAAGGUAAAAAGAAAUGUGUGUGAUGUUAUUUAUAGUUCAUGGAAAGUAAGCAAAAUCUGGAUUGAACAAAAUCAGAAUCAGCAGGUCAGACUUAGACUGAAUUGGCCAAAGAAAAGUAGUCAGUGCAUCUCUAGUUGCAGUAAUUAGUCAUUACAAGUAUUACCCACAUUUAAAUUAAUGGGUCGACUUGAGUUUUCGCAGCAAUGCCUUAUUUAGUGUGAAUACAUUCUAUAAGUUUUAACUACUUCCUGUCAGUGCUGAUAUUUUAAUCUGUACCUUGUGUUAAACGUCAUGGUUUGAUUACACACUACUGAUAUCCCAGAGGAGUCAUGAUCAGUCUGUCAAACACCAGGUAAUGUGGAUCUCCUCUCCUGCAGCCAAAACUCUGCUGGUCAGACACUCAGGGGAACAAACAGGAUAUAACAUUAUUAAAAAAAAAAAAUGAAUGUCCUUAAGUUACUUGAAAUAAACAUACUCAAGGCUUUGUGUUAUAUCUGACCAUGACACACUGAAGUGAUUGGACUUAAGGUCCAGCUCAAAUGUUGGUUAACAUGCUAAGAAACUGAAUAUUAUUCACUUCUCAGAGAACGAGUGAAACACCAGCUGUUUUAUUUAAAGAUUAAUGGUUCAUGUACUUAUUUUAUAUCCUCUCGAAGUACAAGUAAUUAAAAUAUCUACUCUUUGAA